Molecule: messenger RNA, 1620 nt
Organism: Microstroma glucosiphilum
Lineage: Eukaryota; Fungi; Basidiomycota; Exobasidiomycetes; Microstromatales; Microstromataceae
Exons: 1
Coding region: 1-1620 (539 amino acids)
Source: RefSeq, a predicted model, not a curated record
AUGGCUCCUGAAACUUCCACUUCUGCCCCGGGUGUCGAGGAUCUGCAGGGAGGACCUGAGGCGUCUGCCACCUUCUCUUACCAACAGAUGCUCAGCCUCGUUGAAGCAUCCGCGAAAGCGAGCGAGGAAAGCCAACGACGAGCAUUUGCAGCAGCCCUCAGGGAGGUCUUUCCUACAAGCUCACAAGUCACCCCUCCUCAGUCUCCGGAGGUGGUACGCGACCUUCACAGGAUGAAGCUCGAUGGCAUUGCACGCUGGCGCGCCCCUAAUAGCCUGGUCGGUCCCAAGGAAGCUUUCAUGGCCGCAGGAAUGACGGAGGACGAAGCUAUGACGAUUCUCGUCAACCUCAAGGGCUUUGAGUUGGCCACGCCCCCCACUUCUCCAGUCCAACGAUCCUCGGCCGCCCUUCCUGCGCACCUCGCUCAAAUCAAUGAAUACGCCUCAAACGGCGCUACGGCGAGAUCUCCUCAAGCCGAGUUCGCUGCUCACGGCCCAUCGCCUCAGACAAGGACCGUUCCCACAGAGGUGCCUCGAUCGGCUCCCACCUACACCAGAGAACAAGACUUUGUCCUUCCUCUCCUUGGCGGGAUGGAAACUGGACUGGACGAUGGCCUCUCAAAAGGACGAUUCUUCAAGACGGAGGACCUCGGCCACUUCGACGGCAGCUCCAAAGAGUAUGGCUUUUUCAUCGCGAGGAUCUCUGCACUCAUCAACCAAUUCCCAGGGGAUGCGACAUGGGAAAGACUCAUCCUUCGCUGCCUUCCCUUCUGUUUGCGCGACUCUGCCACACACUGGUAUACCAACAUGGACGAACCAGUAAGAGCCGGUCUCACCUCAUGGAAGGCGUGGAUCAAAGAACUCUCCCUAGCUUUCCGUCCCAAUGAAGCCGCUCUCCGUGCUGAAGCUCUCGCAUAUGUUUGGGACGGAGAGGAAGACAUCGCCAAGUACUUCCACAAGAAGCUCGCUCUUCUUCAUUUGGCUUAUCCGGAGCUCUCGGUGAACGUCUUUGUUCGUGACAUCAAGCUAGGCCUUCCAGAGGAAGUUCGAGCGUUCAUCCGCACGGACGCUUCAUUCCAUCCCGAGGCUAGACUUCUACUGAACGAGCUACGAAGCAUGGAACCCGACAUGAAGAUUCACCUUAAGCACGCCAGGGAGAUCAGCGCUCUGACAAAGACACUGGCUGUCAGGAGCGGCAAGCCCCUCCCAGCCCCUCCUUCAGGUUCACUGACGGUCACCAACACAGUCAAACAGCAGGAGAUCAGGGCUCCACUUGCGCGACGCUACACCACUCAAGACCUGAAGAACUCCUUCAAGGCAUCUGCGCUGUUCAAGGAAGGGACGACGACGAAAUACAGAAUUCCAGGAACAGACGACUUCCUCACCCUCUCUCGCCCAUGCAAGACGUGCAACUCCAACCAUUGGGACUGGAUGCACGAUCUUCUACAUGGGAAAGCGGAAUCGAGGACGGCCACAACCGUAGAGGAUCCUCAGGAAUCCUUCUGGGCGGAGUGCUUGGGACCAAGUACCUUCACCAUCGACCAGCUGCAGUCAGACUUCGAGACGGCGGAUUGCUCGGGCUCGAGGUUUACGGAGAUUGGCUCCAGCAAGCUGGGAAACUGA